ACUGGUUAUAAGUUAAAAACAAUUUAGAUUUUAGAAUAGAAUAGAAUAAAAUAUUCACUAGGUACUUAAUAAAAGGGGAUAUUUUUUAUUAUGUACAAAAUAUUAAAUUUCUUAUAACAUUCUUACUGUAUAAUAUUGGUGUUUGGAUAUCAAUGAAUAAUUUAGAAGACAUUAAUAUUGUUGUGUUUAAUCAGCCAUUUAAAAAUAAUCUUCUUUAAACUAAAGCACAAGUUGUAAAAACAUAAUGGCAAGAAGAGGAAGUAUUCCUGACAGAUGGCUUGCUUAUAGAGCUUGUGGUAAUGUGAUUGAAGGCACAAGGAUUAUAUGCUUUAAAGUACCACUCCGUAAAGAGGUUCAAGAUAACAAUCCUCUUAUUAAAGAAAUAUGGGAUAUGGAGAAACUUCUUGAGAAAAUACCGAAUAUAGGAGCAGUGAUAGACUUGACGAACACAAGCCGUUAUUAUAAUCCAAAGGGUUUCGUAUCUGCGGGUGUUCUUCAUAAGAAAAUUCAUGUGCAGGGACAUGUAGUACCGCCCGAGGCUAAAGUCACCGAAUUCAUGAACACCGUUGACAAGUUUCUGGAAAAAGAUGACGAUUCCCUAGUGGGAGUUCACUGCACGCACGGUCUCAAUCGUACGGGCUACAUGGUGUGUCGAUACCUUCGAGAUCGUUUGAAGAUUCCCGCCGGCACUGCCAUUGAGAAAUUCGAAGCGGCUCGUGGCUAUAAAAUUGAGAGGCCGAAUUAUAUCGAAAGUCUUCAUGCUAAAUUGCCGUCGGCCAAGCCCUCGCUGCUUCGACACGAACCGCUUAGUUGGAGAAAGAAGAGUGUGAAAUCGGAUGGAACGGAUAAUCUCAGAAACAAUGACAAGUUCAGGAAUUUUAAUAAGGGAAAAAACAUGUCGAACUAUUAUAAGAAAACCUAGCAUUGUAAUUCUCUUGUUAUUUACACUCCGAACAUCAAUUUAUAAUUGUAUUAGUUAAAAUACCUACUUGUUUUUUACUAAAUGUAAGUCAUUUCAUUAGUAUUGUCGUGUAAAAGAGCACUGGCGAUGUACUUGUGCAGUAACGAGUUGUGGACCAAAUUGGCGGUAAAACAGGGGUGCGGAGGGGAGAGAAGCGUCGUAUAUUAAUUGCAGCAUUGUGUUAGCCGGUUAGUGGAAAAUUGUUUCAUGUUGUUUUUGCUUCUAAGUACAGUCUUGUAUAACAUUUUUUUUCACGGUUUACAUUGGAUGGAAAUAAAAAUAAAUAAUAUAGGAAGUUGAUAGCGGUGCAAUUAAUAAUUUAAAACAAUCUUUGUAGGAACCGUCAACUGUUUUUAUUUAAUUGUUAUUUCUUUCGAUUACAUUUUGUAUUCAAAAAUAGUACAACUUUUUCAUUGUAAUUCUUCCUAAACACAUAUAUAUUUUUAAUUAAAUUUCUAGAUUGUAUUUUAGUUAGUUCAAUCGAGAAGUAAAAUUGUGACCACUUCUCUCCAGUGCUAUAUUAGCUCAGAGUGAUGCGGUAGGUUGUGAUCCGAUUACGAUUUACAUUUUGUUGCCUUUAUUUUGGGCAGUUGGUGCUGCUGAAAGAGUCUGCCCACUUCAUCGUGUUAUACCAUGACGUACCUAGGUACGUACUAUAAUCGUAUCAGGCACGGUUAGAAACACAUCAAUGUACACUAAAACGAAUAUCACUUGUGAAUCACACGAUAAUAGCCAUGAUGACAGAUUUUUGAUUUCUCUUUCGUAAUGUUGGUGCACGUCUACUAAUUUGGGUCUCUUAAGUGUCAUGGUGGGUGAUUAUGAAAUCAUUGAUAACGCGUAAUUUAUAUCUGAUUUGUUUUAUUAUUGUUUAGUUUAAACUUCAAGCGAUGCGGUGAUGACUACGCCGUUUAAUAUGGCCGAUCGAGGGAAAUUUGUACUUUUAUUUUGUCGAAUAUAUGUCAAUUUUUCAUCAAAACUUAGAGUCCUUUUAAUAAUAUAUUUUCUGAAAGACCAUUUAUUCUUUGAUUCUUAGAUACUAUCAUGGUCAUAGUUGAAGGUUCUUGAUUUUCACGCGACUGUGUUGGCCGGACACCGAACGUUCUAGUGGGCGUAAUGUCUUACUUUUCAAUACAAUUAAUAAUUUUUCCCUGAUCCUAUCCUAGUACGGUCAAGGUAUGGUACGAUAUAGUCGGCAGACAUCAAGUGCGAAUCGUACUCGUACACGCAGAGUUCCGUAUCAUCGUACAAGAUACAACACUUGUUACAUUUUUUAUACUUGAACUUUAUUUUAUUUGCAUGGCAAUUUUGCAAUUGACCAUUUUUAUUUUUAUAAUUUCUUGUAAUAGCGGCAGUAGUAUUACCUAUAAAUAUUUCAGUUUUCUAACUAUUGUGGUUUCAGACCGCUGAGAGACCGUCCAGGGUUAGUUAUCCCUAAAACUAAGAGGAAACAUUAGUUGGCCAUUUUUCCAUACAAACGCUCUCGACUCUUUUCUCCUUAGUUUAUAUCUGGAGAUCAAAAUUAUUUUCAAGUUAGAUCAAGAUUAUCAUUAUCUGUGUGUCUCUGUUUUGCUUUCAUUGUUUUCAUAAGUGCUGCACUUGAAAAAGUGCUUAAAUCGGCUUAAAACCACAGACGCUAACAGAGUUCCAGUACUAAUAUUUUAGUAUUUUCUAUGAUUAACGUGAGUGUUACACAUUUAAAUAAAACACUUUUUAAAAGAUUUAAACGCGUGUAAUUGUAACUAUGUUUUUACAUUCGAUUUUGCGUUAAAGAUAAUGAUGGUGUAACCCUUCCAGGUCCCCCCGAAAACUUGGCCUGGAAAGCAACGAUAAACAAAAAAAUUAAAACAGUCCGACACAGAACUUCAUCCCAUUCAGUUAGUUCCCCGAAAUUUCGUUUGGGAAAUUUUUGGAGGAGGAAAUUGUCGAGAACUAAACUCUCAUUUUUUAGUUUAUUACUCACGAUGUUUAGUCAUAGCUGCAGUUGUUCUUAUCACACUGAUGAUAGUCUCGCCCGCGUUAGCGCGACGGAUUCUAAAACAAUCGAAUUCUUAAAUCCAAAAAGUCUCCGCUAAUGUUUUCUCUUAAAGCACGGCAACAAAAAAACUAGGCUUUUAUAGUAACAAGACAUGUUUUAGUUUAGUUUCUUCUAUACUUAUUAGAUUAGUCACGUUAGUUGAAUUUAGAUAUCACCACGCGAUAUCCAUGUUAUUGUCGUCAUAUGAAUAUAGUACAAUCUUUCGGAUUUAAAUGCAAAAUUAUAAUGCAUAGUGGGUACUAACCAAUAACUUUUUUGAAAGCAUAAUAUGGGAAUAUUAUAAAAUAUAAAUAUACUAGGUAAAUAUAAAAAUAUAUUUUAAU
Leptidea sinapis is the source of this 3319-nucleotide messenger RNA. It is a transcript of the gene Ptp-h, whose product is annotated as RNA/RNP complex-1-interacting phosphatase. Bases 245 to 922 code for a protein of 225 amino acids. The record is from RefSeq and is a predicted model, not a curated record. Gene Ontology annotation, molecular function: protein tyrosine/serine/threonine phosphatase activity; polynucleotide 5'-phosphatase activity. NCBI's taxonomy places the organism in Eukaryota, Metazoa, Arthropoda, Insecta, Lepidoptera, Pieridae. Gene Ontology annotation, biological process: protein dephosphorylation. The transcript has 9 exons.